Onthophagus taurus is the source of this 923-nucleotide messenger RNA. Its product is annotated as STING ER exit protein. The record is from RefSeq and is a predicted model, not a curated record. Lineage: Eukaryota; Metazoa; Arthropoda; Insecta; Coleoptera; Scarabaeidae. Gene Ontology annotation, biological process: endoplasmic reticulum membrane organization; endoplasmic reticulum to Golgi vesicle-mediated transport.
GAUUGUAGUUUCAGGUUGGAUUAAAAAAGUUUUUGGUCUAAUUAGUGUUUUUGGAAGUGUUUGAAUUAAUUCUUCUGUUGUUAAUAAGUGUAACACCUACAAAAAAAAAAUACAAUGCCAAAAGUAGUUUCAAGAAGUAUUGCAUGUCUUGAUUCCCGAGAUGAAGAAGAAUGUGAUGAAAAACCUUUAAACAUCUACUAUUGCUUAUGUGGACAAAUGACGCUAAUUUUAGACUGUUCCAUUGAAAAGUUACCAUUAAGAAAACGAGAUGGAGCUCGUGUACUCGAUGGUUCCACUCACGCCCAUAAAAUAAUUGUUGACACUGAUGAAGUGGUUUACAUAAAACGACCAGAAGGAAUUGAAGCUCAACACCGAUACAAAUGCAAAAAAUGCGCUCUUUUAUUAUAUUAUAAACACCAACAGAACAGUCAUGUUAGCUUCAUUGUCAAAGGAGCUUUGAUUAAGUCAACCAAUGAAGGACCUAUUACAGACAUUUACAAUCAAGUGACUACAGAGAAUAAACCAAAGAAGGUUAUGGUUACAAAACAUACCAAAAAUAUGGGUAAAUUUAGUUCAGUGACAGUUUCAACAAUUGAUGAGGAAGAAGAUGAGAUUGAAGCGCGCGAAGUUGCAGAUAGCUAUGCUAAUAAUGCAAGAAUUAUUGAAAAACAACUUGAGAGGAAAGGAAUGAGUAAGAGGAAACAAGAAGGAAGACAACUUCAAGAUAUGAAGAGGGUUCGAGGGACUUUAAUUGAUAAAUAAAAUAUGUUUUUUGUUUUGUUUGUUAGAUUAAUGAUGUAUGAUAAACUUAAAUAAAAUGCCAAUAAUGAAACAACCCCGUUUUUCACCCCUCCACGCUUUGUUGUUAGUCACAACAAUUUUGAAGGCAGCAAUACAUUUCAAGUAAACAUGUUGAUUAGUAA